AUGAUGAGUAAACAUACUGAUACAAAUUUGAGGAUCGAUUCUCUUCCCCCAAGCGAAAACAACGAUGGGGAUAAAGCUAUUCUGACGACUGAGGGGGUUUUGAAGAAGUUUUUUUUAUUCCACAUAGAAAACUCAGCACAUAAGCAAGUAUUCGAGCAAUCCUUCUCGUCUGUAUGUUCGGAUCGUGAAGCCAAUAAGAGGGUAUCCAAGACCAUAACACCCAAAAAACCUGAUGAUAAUCACGCUGUAACAACAACAAAGCCAAUGCCAGAGUCCAAACCUACAAGCUCCAAGCGGUGCUUCUAUGAAGACAAUAAAGAACAAGAAGAAGGAAAGAAUAAGAAGAACAAAAGGAGAGUGAGGGUGCAAGCAGACCCAAUAACACCAAAGCUGCCCACAGAGUUCGAACAAAAAGUUAAGGGAGAGCUUAAAGGUUCAGAUGUGAAGCUUGUGAUUGAAAAGGAAUUGUUUAAGACUGAUAUGGAGAAACAUCAAAAUCGGCUUUUAAUACCAAGGGCUCAAGUAAAUGUUGAGUUUCUUACUGAGGAGGAAAAAGCGUCUUUGAAUGAAAAAAAAGGGAACCAUUACGUAGGCAUAGAGGUCCCAAUGAUAUACAGGAAGACAAAAGAAUUGGAAGCUCCAUUGAUGGAGCCAAGGCUUGACUCAUCGACCAUUUGGUUGAAGAAUUGGAAGUCGGGUAACAAAAACGCAUUGGUGUUGGCCUCUCCAUGGAUAAGAAUUGCAUCUGAAAACGGACUCGAGAUUGGCAAUAUUAUACAGCUUUGGUCUUUUAGAGUGAAGCAAGAGCUCCACAUGGCCCUCGUUAGGCUAUAG
Quercus robur (English oak) is the source of this 834-nucleotide messenger RNA. Its product is annotated as B3 domain-containing protein At1g05920-like. Bases 1 to 834 code for a protein of 277 amino acids. The transcript has a single exon. The record is from RefSeq and is a predicted model, not a curated record. Gene Ontology annotation, molecular function: DNA binding. NCBI's taxonomy places the organism in Eukaryota, Viridiplantae, Streptophyta, Magnoliopsida, Fagales, Fagaceae.